Leptinotarsa decemlineata (Colorado potato beetle) is the source of this 4224-nucleotide messenger RNA. RefSeq names its product probable multidrug resistance-associated protein lethal(2)03659. Gene Ontology annotation, molecular function: ATP hydrolysis activity; ATP binding; ABC-type transporter activity. Gene Ontology annotation, biological process: transmembrane transport. The record is from RefSeq and is a predicted model, not a curated record. NCBI's taxonomy places the organism in Eukaryota, Metazoa, Arthropoda, Insecta, Coleoptera, Chrysomelidae. Gene Ontology annotation, cellular component: membrane.
CAGUGGCGGAGAUACCAGUGACAUGGAAAGUGAAAAUGAGGAAGAGAUUGCUCAAAAAAAACCAUAUUGAUUCUUCUGACAGGUCGGGAUCCUACUUUGGAUUUGUUUCAACUGUUCCAAAGUCUCGUUGAGAAUUACUACAUGGGCUGAAUGUCUUCAUCGUAGGUGCGACACACUGUACAAAAUGCAUCUGUACUUGUUCUAUUGUUCGCGUAACUGAGGAAUGAAUGGAGGUUAAAUUUAAUAAAUGUAGGAGCAAGUCGUGAAUGAGGCCUAAGUGAAGAUUUUAAUUCAUAACUAGGAGCAAUAUCAACUCUGAACAAUUGAAGAAAUGACUAAGUAGAAAUCCACGUGAAACAUAUCAGUGACGAAUAAAGGAAGAUAUGGAUCACUGCGAGAAAAGGAAAAGAAAACAAAAUCCUCGAGAAACUGCUAAUAUUUUUUCUUUGCUGACUUUUGCUUAUACAGCCAGCCUGUUCAAAAAGGCUUAUAAAAAUCACGAUCUUGAAGAGAAUGACUUAUACGAUGUGUUGAAAGCGUGUUGUUCAAAAAAAUGCGGGGAUAAAAUAGAGAAAAAGUGGAAAAUCGAAAAUGAAAAGGAAACCCCUCCUUCGAUUUAUAGACUGAUGUGGGCUACGUUUGGGUGGAGAUAUAUUCUUAGAGGCGUCAUUCAUCUCUGCUGGAAAGUAUUCAACAGUAUCGUGGAACCAUGGGCUUUCAGUCGAUUGAUCUCUUAUUUCAAACCGGGACAAACCACAAUGACAAAAACCGAAGCUUACUACUACGCAGCAUUAGUAUUAGUAAUCCAUCUAGUUUACGUCGUUUACAUCCACAACUACGUCAUCUGGAUGUAUCAACUAGGCCUUGAAAUAAAAACGUCGUUUUCUUCGUUACUCUACAGAAAAGCUCUGAAGCUAAGUCCAGCUUCAAUCUCUGAAAUAACUUUGGGGAACAUCGUUACGCUUAUAACAAGAGAUGUCCAUGCUUUCGAGCAGUCCAUUUGGUUCAUCAACGAAACUUGGAUUGGGAGUAUUCAAACAUGUUUCAUUUGCUAUUUGUUGUACGCGAAACUUGGUGUGGUUUCCUUCAUUGGAAUAGGAAUAUUACUGAGUGUUCUACCAUUGCAAGUUUUCAUUGGAAAUUAUGUCAGUAAAUUACGACUAGCCACCGGAAAGAAAACUGAUGAACGGUUGCAGGUGAUUCAAGAAAUUCUUUCCACAAUACGAAUAAUCAAAAUGUACAAUUGGGAAGAACAUUUCACUGAGAAGAUAAACGAUGCCAGAUUGAAGGAAAUCAACAAAAUGUUAUUAGGAGUGUACCUCAAAUUCAUCAUAGUUGUCCUUGGCGUACUAUUUUCGAAACUGGGGUUCUACCUCCUCAUCAUGUCCUACAUAUGGAUGGGCUACACAGCUGAGGCUGAACUAGUAUUCUACGUGCUUACCAUAUUCAAAGACCUGAAGCAUACUCUUGGGGUACUCAUACCAUUUGGAAUUGGCAGAGGAGCGGACCUAUACUCUGCCAUCAUCAGAAUAAACAAAGUUAUCCAAUGUGAAGAACUCGACAAGAAAAUCGGAUCCGAUGAGCCCACUUCGAAACCAUUUGUGGAAUUAACAGAGGCUACAGUUCGUAUAAAGGAAACAACUAUUCUGAAGGACAUUUCAUUCAGGACGACAUCUGGAUUAACUUUGGUGACGGGUACUGUGGGUUCCGGCAAGACGUCUUUAUUGAAAUGCAUUCUCCAAGAGUAUACUUUAUCUGAAGGAUCCAUUGAAACGGCUGGACGCAUUUCCUACGCCUCUCAGGAUCCUUGGCUGUUUCCAUCUUCUAUCAGACAAAAUAUUCUAUUUGGAGAGAAAUUCAAUGAAAAAAGGUAUGCGGAAGUAGUACGAGUUUGUGCGUUGGAAUAUGAUUUCAGUUUAUUCGAUAAAGGAGACGAAACCAUCAUUACAGACAAGGGUGCCAAUUUGAGCAGAGGUCAGCAAGCCAGGGUGAAUUUAGCCCGAGCAAUAUACAAAGAAAGCGAAAUUUACCUCCUGGACGAUUCCUUAACAGCUUUGGAUACACACGUACAGGACUACAUCUUCAACGAAUGCAUCAAAAAUCAUUUGAAAAACAAAAUUUGCAUUCUAGUUACUCAGACCGCUAGUCAUAUAGAAGAAGCUGAUAAUAUCGUUAUCAUGGCCGAUGCUCAAAUCAAAUAUCAAGGCAGACCGAACAAGAACGUUUUGGAAAAAAUCAGUGAGCUCAUCAUCGAAGAUGACGACUUGGAAAAAGAAGUUAUCCAGGAAAAUCACCAACUGCAAAACGGACAUGCCCUAGAAACUGAACAGCAAAUGACGAAGAAACAGAUAUACAGUGAAGUAAAUAUCAAAGGAGAAGUCGACUUCGCUGUCUAUAAAAAAUAUUUCAUUUUUGGUGGAGGGUUUUUGCUCAUGUUCUGCAAUAUAUUUUUAUUCGGAAUUGCGCAGGGCACUGAAUCGUAUUCUGACAAGUUACUCACUCAAUGGGUCGAUGAACAACAAACAGUACUGGAUUUGCGAAGAAAUUUUACCGAAAAUGGUCUAGCAUUUGCAGAUAAUGAUUUCAAUAACACAACAAACAUCUCCAUAAUCCUUGAAGAAUCCGUCUCUGCAGAGCAACACACCAUCAAAUUAUACUCCAUCAUGAUCGUCGUCUCCACAGUCUUUGCUUUGAUCAAAACCUACGCUAUAUUCGACUUCUGCAGACGAGCAUCGAUCAACAUCCACAAAGCCAUGGUUCGUAGUAUAAUAUUCGCCGUUAUGUCUUUUUUCGACACCCACUUCAUAGGAAACAUCCUCAACAGGUUUUCCCAGGACUUGUUGAAUAUAGACGAGCAUUUGUUACACAUUCUCAGUGAGUGCGUGAAGGUGACAUUCUCCGUUAUUGGUAUCGUGGUUCUCAUAACGAUAAUCAACAAGUAUUUCUUGAUAUUCUCUCUAAUAUUCUUGCUUAUCUUGAUAUUCUUGAGAAAACUUUAUUUACCAACCGGUAGGAGUUUGAAAAGACUGGAAGCAGCAACUCGAAGCCCAAUGAUUGGACAUUUGAACGCUUCUCUUGAAGGGUUGACCACCAUAAGAGCAUACAAAGCCCAGAAUAUACUGAUAGAAGAAUUUGAUAGAUACCAAGAUGUGUAUACCUCUGCUCAUUAUACGUCGAUGUGUUCGAUGAGAGCGUUUGGUUUCGUUAUGGAUUUCCUGUGCUCAAUUUUCAUUAUUUUGGUGGUUUCCAGAUUCCUGUUCAUCGAUACAGAUUCCAGCGCUGGUGACGUUGGUUUGGUAUUAUCGCAGAUCUUCAUGUUAGCCGGCACGGUACAAUGGGGUGUUCGAACUUGGGCCUAUCUUGAAAACCUAAUGACCUCCGUGGAAAGAGUCUUAGAAUACACGGAAAUCCCAUCAGAGAAUUUAGAUGGCCCAGAAGUCAAAAACUGGCCUAGUAAAGGGGCUAUAAGUUACCGAAACGUAUCGCUCACUUAUAACAAUGUAGAAACUGUAUUGAAGAAUUUGAACUUUGAAGUGGAACCCCAACAAAAAAUCGGCAUUGUCGGUAGAACAGGUGCAGGAAAAUCUUCCAUCAUCUCAUCAAUUUUCCGCCUAUAUGAUGUCAAGGGUGAUAUAGUGGUGGACAACGUGAACAUCACCACCUUAUCCAUAAAGUUCCUGAGGCGUAAGCUAGCCAUUAUCCCUCAAGAACCAGUUUUAUUUUCUGGUACAGUCCGUUCCAAUCUCGAUCCGUACCAAGAAUUUGAAGACACCGAUUUAUGGAACGUUCUCGAACAAGUGAACAUCAAAGACUACAUCCCGAGCUUGAAUCUAAUAGUUUCAAGUAGUGGUUCAGGCUUCAGUUCUGGCCAGAAGCAACUCAUUUGUUUAGCCAGAGCAAUCUUACGCAAAUCCAAAGUAGUAAUUCUGGAUGAAGCCUCUGCUAAUAUGGACCCAGAGACGGAUGCUUUAUUGCACGAGACCAUAAGGAAAAAUUUCAGCGGGUGUACGGUAAUAUCCAUCGCACACAGGCUCCAUUCUGUUCUGGAGUGCGAUAAGGUCAUGGUUUUGAAUAGAGGAGAAAUAAACGAAUUUGAUGAUCCUAUCAGACUAUUGCAAAACAAAGAGGGAAUGUUUUAUAAGAUGGUGAGUCAAGCUGGCUUGCUCGCUAAACAAAAACAGUAAUUAUUUUUCCUACUUUGCAUUGUGAGAAUAAAUUAUUUUG